Lates calcarifer (barramundi perch) is the source of this 3757-nucleotide messenger RNA. It is a transcript of the gene hsd11b2, whose product is annotated as hydroxysteroid (11-beta) dehydrogenase 2. The record is from RefSeq and is a predicted model, not a curated record. Gene Ontology annotation, molecular function: oxidoreductase activity. NCBI's taxonomy places the organism in Eukaryota, Metazoa, Chordata, Actinopteri, Centropomidae.
GGGACGAGCUCUGCACCGGCUGCUCUCCACCGACCAGGCAGAGUGUGUCACAGAGUGUGUGUUCAGCAGAGAGCAAAAGUGGUAGAGAGACAUACACAGUGACUGAAUGAGAGGGAGAACAGAACACUGACCUGGGAGUAAACUAAUUUCUUUCUCUUGUGUGUAGGUUUGAAGCAGCAGUAAAUACAGACAGACAGACAGACAGACAGGUAGAUCAGGUGAACAAACUCAGUCCUCUCUGAAGAUGGAUGACUACACUCUGCCCUUCUGGAUUUACCUGGGUGUUCUGACUGUGUUUGUUGGAGGAGCCAUGAAGAAGAUUUUGGCGUCCCACCUGAGCACCGCCCCCACCCUGAUGGCCUGGCUGGGGGCCACUGUGCUGGUAGAGCGGCUCUGGGCAUUCUGCCUGCCGGCCGUGCUGCUCCUGGCGCUGCUCGGCUUCGCCUGCUGUAUAUACUCUGCAGUCAGGAGCAGCCCACCGCCUGCCACCCUUCCUGCCCACGGCAAGGCUGUCUUCAUCACAGGCUGUGACUCUGGUUUCGGGAAUGCAGCUGCAAAGCGUCUGGAUACUCUGGGCUUUGAGGUGUUUGCCACAGUUUUGGAUCUGUCAGGAGACGGAGCCAAAGAGCUACAGAGGACCUGUUCCCCAAACCUCACCCUCCUCCAGGUGGACAUCACCCAGCCACAGCAGGUCCAACAGGCCCUGCUGGACACCAAGGCCAAGCUGGGACUCAAAGGUCUGUGGGGUUUGGUCAAUAAUGCUGGAGUGUGUGUAAACUUUGGAGAUGCCGAGCUGUCGCUGAUGUCCAACUAUCGCGGCUGCAUGGAGGUCAACUUCUUUGGUACCCUGACCGUCACCAAGAACUUCCUGCCACUGCUGCGACAGUCCAAAGGUCGCAUCGUCACCAUCUCCAGCCCUGCCGGUGACCAGCCAUUUCCUUGUCUGGCAGCAUAUGGAGCAUCUAAAGCAGCUCUCAACCUCUUCAUCAACACCCUGAGACACGAGCUGGAGCCGUGGGGGGUUCGAGUCUCCACCAUCCUGCCCUCCUCAUACAAGACAGGUCAGUCCAGUAACCACGCCUACUGGGAACAGCAGCACAAAAACCUGCUGCAGAGUCUGCCUCCGGGGCUGCUCGAGGAGUACGGCGAGGAUUACGUGACCGAGACCAAGGAGCUGUUCCAGAGCCACGCUUGCCAGGCCAACACGGACCUCAGCCCCGUGGUCAACACCAUUGUCCAGGCGUUGCUGUCGCCGCAGCCACAGGCACGUUACUUCGCAGGGCCCGGCGUGGGCCUCAUGUACUUCAUCCACAGCUACUGCCCAUUCAGCAUCAGCAACCGCUUCCUCCAGAAACUGUUUGUGAAGAAGAAGCUGAUGCCACAGGCUCUGAGGAAGCAGUCGAGCUUUGACCUCAACCUCAGCCUCCACAACAACAACAACAAUGAGGAGAAGCUGAAGUAGCUGUGAGGUGGCAGCAGCAUCUUGAUGGUGUUAUCCUGCAGAGAUAGAGGACCACUUCUGUAAUGCACUCAUAGAGCUGUAACCUGUCAUUUUCUAUGUGGUGUUUUUAAACUGUUGAAGGGAUCAUAGUGACACACCAAAAUGGUUUCUGUUUGUUUCCUGAUACUGUCUGGCCCCCCUGUGGCCGCCAAGGACACAGCUGGAGGUUGGUGGGCAGGGGGUCUGGUAUAGGUAGGGACGCAGCCACAGGUCAUUCAGACAACACUUCACCUUUGUCAGCGAUUUCAGCUGUACUGUACACACACCGAGACGGUCGCACUGACUUCAUGUGCCUUCACCACACAGAGAAAUACCAACAGAGAAGAUGAACAAUAGUGGAUCAGUUCAAUGCCACAGCAGCUCGUUUUUAACCCCUGACCUUAAACUUGCAUAAACACAGACACGCUCUGCAUCAGUGUGGCAGAUACUGUUGAACAAACUCUGUCUUACUUCAUAGUUACUUCAUAGUCUUGUUACCAGCUUGUUACAGUCACUUUUUACCCAACACCUUCACUGCUCAGUUGGUGAGACACUGUGACAUCAUCAGUCAGCGACAGCAUCAGACCCAAACAACCCCACAGUCAGUCCUGAUACUUGGUCCAUUUCUGGCUCUGGACUACGGCCCAGUCCUGACCCAGUUGCUGCUGCUGCUAACUGGAGCUGAGCUUCAGCCGACAUUCACGCACAAAAUGAGCCGAGUCUGGUGGUCGAGUCUGGGCCAGAGCCGUGAAACAGCCAGGACACAGCCGAGCAACAGCCAACCGUGCCGACAGCCACAAUGUGUUCCCUUUAAUUUAAGAUUAGUGAGGAAAACUGUGGCUUUGUUUCUGAUUGACCCUGUCUGAUGAUGACACCAUGUCCUCAGAUCUCAACAGUUAAGUGAUAACAAAAAUAAAAUCAGGGUUUUCACUUUAACUGUAUGAAAUUAUUAAUAGAAGCCAUCUGAUUGGCUCAUGCACCACAGCAAAAAGGAUGAGAGUAGGAAAACUAGAUGUAAAUGUUUAGCAUUAGCUGUUAGCACAGAGCUGUAAACAACAAACAACACGAGGAACAUGAGAUUUUCAGGACCAACCUCAACGUUAAAUCAAUCAAUUAAAUCAGGAUUCAAAUGAGAUAUUUGCUGCUGAGAGGGGUGGUGUAAAAUGCAAACUAAACUCCACCCGUGUGAUUUGUCAGAAACCUUGAAACGAGCUGCUGUAGUGACACCUCCGUCCAUCAGUCCACAAGUUUCUACGUCUCUGAGUAUACGUCACAUUUAGAUAACAACAUAUUCUGAGAAUAUUUUAAACUAUAUAUUUACAUGUACUGCUUUUUAACUGUUUGUUUCCUGCAUCAGAGGAACAUGUCCUUGUUUUAUACUGAAAGAACCAAAAUAUACAAACAUUAUUAUUUGAUUUUCAGUAGUUGGGGGUGGGCAGUAUUUUUUUAAUCAGAUCUAAACUUUCACUUUUCAGAUAUAAAAAGUAAAAUGAAUUUAAAAUAACUUUUUAAACUGCGUGCUUCUACUUUGAUGCAGGGGUGAUAUUUUUAUUUUCCACCAUCAGAAAUCAGACACCACCAGCUGCUGUUUUCUCCUGGUGGAGGUUUCCUCUCUGAAAAUCAGAAGAUAAGCAUAUAUUUUGGUUCAUGUAUACUAAACGUUUAUUAAUUGCUUCUGUGUCUUGUUGAAAAAUGAAAUCCAGUUUUUGUGUCAGAAAACAAACACACACAGACCAGUCUGAUGUUUUUUCCUCUAAACACUGAGUUUCUCCCCAUAUUCAGGAAAUUUCAUGUUUUUUAUGAUAAAUAUAUUUAAAAAAUUAAACGUAUGUAGCAGAUAUUUUUUCAGCUGUGACAAAUCCAACAAAAUUCAAACCUCAACUUUACAACUUUAUUCCAAAUGGACAUAUGAACAGAGCAGGUCUAUUUAUUGUGGUGUAGAUAUGAGUAAUAAACACACAACAAUGUGAGGAAGUGAAUAUUUGUGGAAUAUAUUGCUCAUGUGCAGUGAGUGUGUUGUGUUUUUGAGUCUCUCUCAUCAGAUUCACCUCCAAAAACAUCCUUGUUUUUUUUUUUUUUGUUUUGUUUGUUUGUUUGUUUUUCAGCCCAUGUUUUGUUUUGGAAUCAGAAUAUUUAUGGCAUCUUUUCUUUUAUCAUCACUUAAACUGUGAAUUUUGUAUAAAAAAUGUAAAACAAAAGACAAAAACAAAAGCGAUGAAAAAAUGAUGUAAAAUGUUCACUUGGUUCUUUGAUAGAAAUAAAGUCGACUUUUUCAGA